Myripristis murdjan (pinecone soldierfish) is the source of this 3537-nucleotide messenger RNA. RefSeq names its product actin filament associated protein 1-like 2 (gene afap1l2). Gene Ontology annotation, molecular function: SH3 domain binding; SH2 domain binding. NCBI's taxonomy places the organism in Eukaryota, Metazoa, Chordata, Actinopteri, Holocentriformes, Holocentridae. Gene Ontology annotation, cellular component: cytosol. The coding region runs from base 228 to 2939 and encodes 903 amino acids. The record is from RefSeq and is a predicted model, not a curated record. The transcript is spliced from 19 exons. Gene Ontology annotation, biological process: positive regulation of DNA-templated transcription; positive regulation of interleukin-8 production; inflammatory response.
GGUGCGGAAAGUCAGAAGGAAGAGGAGAGCGCUGUUGCUCCGCCAAACUCUGCCCGACUGUCCAAACUUGCAAGUGUAUUGUUGAAAGCAGGAGCGCCGUGUUCCGCAAAACUUGCCGUUCCAUCACCAAGAAACCAGUCGGCAAACUUUGGGAUUUUUUUUUUCAUUGUCACAGAGGGGGAAAGCGAGGGUUAAGGUGAAGCUGGUGGUUGUGUCCGUCCGAGCGAAUGGAUAAGCACAAAGUGCUGGACCAGCUCCUGGUGGAGCUCCACCGCUUCCUGCUCGUCCUGGACAAGGAGAACCUGAGUGGGAUCGCCACUAUCCAAAAAGGCCUGCUCUCCGAUCUCCUCCAAUCCUACAGGGCCUCCAAUGGUGGUGAUGAGGAGUACAUCUACAUGAAUAAAGUGAUAGUUACUGGAAAAGACAAAAAUGACAAAGAUGAUGGACUGGGCGCCCUUGUCAAUGGAAAAGCAGCAAAAUAUGUCCCUGCCCCACAGAAGAGUCUCCCCAACCUGCCUCCGCCCAGAACAGGUGUGGUGGGUCGGGAGCCUUUCCCCUUACCUCCAGUCCCAGCUCCAGCCUGUGCCGACCCCGUGGAGAGUUACUAUGAAGAGGCCCAGCCUUAUGAAGAAACUGUCAAUGAUGACGGGGAGGCGGUAAGCAGCUCGUACGAGUCCUACGAUGAGGAGGAGGUGACCAGAGGGAAGUCGCCGUCAGCGCAGCACCAGUGGCCGUCGGCAGAGGCGUCCAUCGAGCUGAUGAAGGACGCCCGAAUCUGCGCUUUCCUGUGGAGGAAGAAGUGGCUGGGCCAGUGGGCGAAGCAGCUGUGUGUCAUCAAGGAGCAGCGUCUCCUGUGCUACAAGAGCUCCAAAGAGCAGACCCCUCUGCUGGAUGUAAGCCUUCUGGGCUGCACUGUGGUCUACAAGGAGAAGCAGCUGAAGAGGAAGGAGCACAAGCUGAAGAUCAUUCCCGUGGGAGGGGAGGCCAUCGUCCUGGGGCUGCAGAGCAAGGAGCAGACAGAGCAGUGGUUGAAGGUGAUCCAGGAGAUCAGCCCCAGGCCAGCUGAGACUUGUGACCCUCAGCACAUCGGGUCUGACUCCCCCAGGCUCAUCUGCACUAAGGGAGAGCUGAACGAGAGAUACUCGGUGGCUUCAGAAAGCGGCAGCAGCACCGACAGCCAUGCUGACACUCCUGAAUCCAAAGAUGUGAAGAAAAAAUAUGGCGCAGGUCUCAAGUUCAGCAACCUCAUGAACAUCGGCAAGAAAAAGGCGUCCUCGUUAGAGAGCCCCGAGAAAUCUAUCGACACCUCAGGCUACCUCAAUGUGCUGGUGAACAGCCAAUGGCGAACCCGCUGGUGUCUUAUCAAGAAUGGCCAACUGUGGUUUUACCAGGACAAAGGCAAAACCAAAGUGAGCCAGCCUGCUGUGACCCUGGAAGGCUGCAACGUCGUGCCGGACCCCAGCCCCGAGCACCUUUACACAUUUCGGAUCGACAUGGACGGGACACAGCUCGCCACCUUAGAGGCGAAGUCUUCAGCAGAUAUGGGCCACUGGCUCGGCCUCUUGCUGUCCCAGACAGGGACAAAGACCGACCCGGAGGAGCUGACGUACGACUACGUCAACUCUGAGAGGAUCUCCAGCAUUGUCAAUGCAGCCAAGACGUCCUUAUACUUGAUGCAGCGGAGGUACUCAGAGCCUAACACCUACAUAGACAGCCCGCCCUCCAUCUCUCACACCACUGAUGAGCUGUACGAUGAUGUGGCAUCUAUAGGAGCUGACCCAGAGGAUGUUGACGAGAGCGGCCUGCCAGAUAGCGAGGAGAAUAACCUUCAGGAACAUAACGAAUCAUGCACUCAGGAUGCCAAGGACGCAGUGGGUACAGGACAGGAUACUGAAAAUAGAGUUUACCUGGACCUCAUCCCUGUGCGCUCCUUCCUCCAUACGUCCUGCGGGAGUAAAACCCCCCCACACAAAGACGUCUCCAGACAUUCCCCAGGCCCCACAGAGGAACAGCAGGACCCUCCCUGCCAAACAAGAGAGCUUGAGCCAACUAACCCUUCCGAGCCGGAGCCUUCACAUAUGACAAAUGGCACCAAUUUGACUUCGACCACCAACAAACCUGAGCAAGAGCGUCCCCUGUCCCCGAGCCCACUCCGGCCCCAGUCUCAGCCACAGAAGACCUCAUCCCAAACCCACGAACCUCUGAAGAGGGUUAGUGCUGGAUUACCAAACCCCCAAGGAUCCAGCCCCUCUGGGACACAGAGCCACAAAGCCCUGCAGAGUACAAGUGGGCUGGCUCAGGCUGCAUUUGGACUCCCUCACAGCCCACAACCCCCUCGGGGAAGAAGUACAGGCGGUGGAGAGAAGCCUAGGGCCUAUACCAUAGGGUGUCCCGGAGCAGUUGAGGUGAAACUGGGCAAGAACCGCACCGAGGCAGACAUGCGACGCUACACCGAUGAGCGGGACCGUUUGGAGAAAGAGAGGGAGGAGGUUAGGAACAGUCUGGCGAACCUGAAGAGGGAGAGGAGGGAGAUCAAAGAGGAGCUCAGCACCUGUCAAGAUCCCAAGCAGCAGGCCUCCCUAGAAAGCAGUCUGAAGCAGAAGGAGGAGGCGUGUCGGGAGGCGGAGCGCCGCAGGGUAGAAGUGGAGCUACGAUUGGUAGAAGUAAAGGAAAGUCUGAGGAAGGUGGAGGCGGGGCCUUUUACACUGGGCACCACAUUGGACAGCAGCCUGCAGGACACACCCACGUCUAAAGCAGCGUCCCUGCCCCCCCUCCAGACCCCACCGUCGCAAACGUCCAGCAGCAGCACCAGUGGAGACUCUUCCUCCCCGGUCAACUCUGCCACCAUGCUGAAGACCAGACCCGCCUCCAUCAUGGCAACCAGCAAAGGCAACGUCCUGCAGAAAGCCAAGGAGUGGGAGAAGAAAUCCACCACCUAGGAGAGAUUGUGAAUGUCCUUUGACCUCCUGUGGCCUCUAAGGUCAACUUGUUUCUCUUGGCCAGGUUGGCUGCAUGCCACUUGACCUGCUUUGGCGAGGAGCUGCUGGGUUCAGGCACUUAAUCAACACGCUCCCCUCCCUGGACCCUCCAUCCUCAUCACUUCCUUGUCAAGAGCACAAACGGCCAAUCAGAUAGAGGCACAAGCUGUCUCCUCACUGACAAAUGCCACUGGACAAUUUUAGUUUCAAUGACUUUUUUUUAAGUUGUUUUUCUCCAUUUCCAAGAAGGAGAAAUUUGGUGUAGUUGCAUUUUGGCCAGUCUAAUAAUUGUUCUUUGAUAAUGAUGCACAAACGGGAUGUUUUUUGGCAGUGCAAACACCCUUAAGUUUGACACCACUGAACGACAGUUUCCUGAACAGGUAUGUUAUAUAUAAAGAUUCCCUUCUACUAAAUUGGCCAUUUGGUACACUUUAGAUUGUAGCUUGGUUCGUAUAUGCUGGUAGCCAAGAUGUAAAUAUAUUUACACCAUUAUUGUUCAGCAUUGUGGUAUUGCUAGCUAAAAAUGCACUUUUUAUUCAAAUAAAAUAUACUGACAGCA